Sinocyclocheilus rhinocerous is the source of this 2795-nucleotide messenger RNA. Its product is annotated as oxysterol-binding protein-related protein 6-like. Gene Ontology annotation, cellular component: nuclear membrane; perinuclear endoplasmic reticulum; plasma membrane. Lineage: Eukaryota; Metazoa; Chordata; Actinopteri; Cypriniformes; Cyprinidae. Gene Ontology annotation, molecular function: cholesterol binding. Bases 1 to 1857 code for a protein of 618 amino acids. The transcript is spliced from 16 exons. The record is from RefSeq and is a predicted model, not a curated record.
AUGACCCUGAUUAUUGGUCCUCAGAGAAGAGAAGGUGAGAAGGUGAACCCAGUCUCUAAAGGAGUGAAGACCUCACUGACCAUCAAUGCGGGCACUCCUCCACCUGUUCCCCUGAGUGCAAGUAUGUCUCAAGUGCGUCUCCACUCCUCUAAUCCUAACCUAUAUGCGGAGUUGGCUGAUUUUCAAACCCCGGUCCCACGUCUGACUGACAGUAUCGACAGCGCCGGUGACUACAUCAAACUGCAGGAAGAUUUCUGCAUAGUUGCGCAAAAAGUGCACUCUCUUCUGAAGUCUGCCUUCAACACUGUGGCCAUAGAGAAGGAGAAGAUUAAACAGGUGUUGUUGGAACAGGAGCAGACCGGCCAAUCAAAUCAGAUUAUAACCCUCCGUCGCUCCCUAUCACAGGUCUUGUCCCAGAAUGCUGAGCUCAAGACCCGUCUGAACCGGAUCCACUCUGAGUCGGUUCUGUCUGACCAGGCCGUCAGUGUGAACAUCAUCAGCAGUCCUGACGAGGCAGGUGACCCGCUCCAAGUGGGCAUCCCUCUCUCUCAGCAGGUGUCCAAUGAGAGCAGACUCUCCAUGUCAGAGUCAGUGUCUGAGUUCUUUGAUGCUCAAGAGGUGCUUCUGUCCGCCAGUUCAUCAGAGAAUGAGGCCUCUGAUGACGAGUCUUACGUCAGUGAUGUGAGUGAUAACAUUUCAGAGGACAACGCCAGCGUCACAGAUAACGUUUCCAGACAGAUGCCUAAUGGUGAUCUGGCCAGUGGUGCGUUUCGUAACGGUAGACGUACGUGUCUCCCUGCUCCCGCCCCUGACACUUCCAACAUUAACCUGUGGAACAUCCUGAAGAACAACAUCGGGAAAGACCUGUCGAAAGUGUCCAUGCCAGUGGAGCUGAACGAGCCCCUGAACACACUGCAGCACAUGUGUGAGGAGCUGGAGUACACAGAGCUGCUGGAUAAAGCAGCUCAAACCGACGACCCCUAUGAACGCAUGGCAAUCGUUGCAGCGUUUGCAGUUUCAGGAUAUUCCUCCACCUAUUAUAGAGCAGGCAGUAAACCCUUUAACCCCCUUCUGGGGGAAACGUAUGAAUGUAUCCGUGAAGACAAAGGAUUCUGCUUUUUUUCUGAACAGGUGAGCCAUCAUCCGCCCAUCUCCGCUUGUCACUGUGAGUCACAGAACUUCACCUUCUGGCAAGACGUCAGAUGGAAGAAUAAGUUUUGGGGAAAGUCUAUGGAGAUUCUUCCCAUCGGAACAGUGAAUGUCAUGCUGCCCAGUUUUGGUGAUCACUAUGAAUGGAACAAAGUGACGACGUGCAUCCACAACAUUCUGAGCGGGAGGCGAUGGAUUGAACAUUACGGCGAGGUCACGAUCAGAAACACCCGCAACACUACCUGCAUCUGCAAACUCACCUUUGUUAAGGGAAACUACUGGAGCUCGAAUGUGAAUGAGGUGCAAGGAUCAGUGAUGGACCAGGAGGGAAAAGUCAUUCACAGACUGUUUGGGAAAUGGCAUGAGGGUCUGUACUGUGGAGUCCCACCUUCAGCCAAAUGCAUCUGGAGACCAGCAUCUUUAUCGUUUGGUUUCUUCAUAGAUCUGAGCAUUCGCCUCUCUCGUAAACACUAUAUGUAUCUGGAGGAAGGAAAUGUCCAGAUGGCAUCAGCUGAGAAACAAAGAAUCGAAGAGCAGCAGAGAAACAGGAGGAAGUGGCUGGAGGAGAACAACAUCAAACACCAGCCGCGAUUCUUUAAGAAGGUUAUGGACCGUAACCAGAGGGAGAGAUGGGUGUCUAACAACACGUACUGGGAACUGCGCAAGGACCCUGGCUUCCUCAAACUAGAAAGCCCUGAGCUGUGGUAGAUCCAGAUACCUGUGCUGAUGACGCCUUCACUGCUGACUGCAGAUGCUUACUAUGCAGAACAGGAGCAGCCUGGGACUUCCCUCUAGAUUUGGAUUUUAUCUCCAGUAACAGACUGAGAAAAACAACAACAAACACUCUCUCCUCAUCACUUCGGCAGGCUCCGCCUCCAUAGUCUCCCUCUCCAUAGUAACAGAGAGACAGUGCUGUUGUCAGGGCAAAAGUGAGAGCUGUAGAGCUGUCCACAUGAAGCCGGUCGUGCUUCCUGUUAAGUCCUUGCCUUAAGAAUUCGCUUCUCAACAACGUUUUACGCUUUUAGUGAAAUUCCCUCAACUUCUUGGUUUAGAUGGACUGAAUUUGCUCUUAAUUACAUUCUGCAUGUGUAGAUGGCAGCUUUCAUCGCCAAUGUGCUACACGAACUCAUCGAAACUACAUUUAGACAAUUUUAGUGGUAUUUUUGUAAACGACCAAAAGAAGGGAAUUGCUUUGGCAGUUAAAGCUGUGCCGUGACUCAAUCUGUCCCUCUUCAUAUUUGACGGCAGCCAUCAGAGGGGCGGCUCAGUGUGCUGAACAUGUGACGGUUUUAUAAUUGUGCGCUCCACCUUUCAAACCCUGAAAGAGAGUUCCUGGACCCAACCUGCAACACUGUGCAGCAAGACCACAAAAGACACCCCAGGACUCAGACUCCUGAAUCUCUGUAGCUGCAACUGUACAUUAGCGCUCUUAAUUUAAAGCAGAAGUGUGACAUUUAUGCUCCUCUAAUUGCACCAAAUCAAAUUCAAGAAAUUAUUUUUUCCAAGCAGGUUCUACAAGCACUCGCCACCUUCAGAAAAACUAGUCAGUGCCCUGCGAAACAGAUUAUUACAGCUAGUUUUUGCCCUGAAGUCAUGCCAUUGGUUGAGCCAGAAGUCAGACGCUCACUGCAUUUAAAGGGAUAGUU